GACUUACAUUCAUCUUUAUCAAUGUCACUGAGAUUUUCAAAAUUAAUUAUGUUUUUGUAAAUUUGUCGUCCUUACAAAAAGGCUAUGCCCAAUUCCAGCUUCAUGGGCACCUUUAGCAAAAAUUACCACAACCUGAUCAGCAUAUUCGCCAACAACGAUUCCGAAUCCCAGAAUCCUCAAAGGACGAAUGCUUUUAACAUGAAACGCAAUCGGAGAGCCAAUCUGCUGACCCAAAAGAAGUUGAUUGUCCUCAAUGGAGAAAGCAGUAAAGAACCGGCAAAGAAACCAAAAGUUGCAAUACCACAAAAAAGUUCGAUUCCUAAGGAGUAUAAGGCGCAACACAUAGCGAACCUUUGCGAUGUAAUUCGAAUAGACUUGGAGCAAAUCAGCGAUGAGGUAUUUUUCGAGACCAAGUGGAAAAUAUUGGAUGUGCUGAGGGAUGCACAGCUGAAGCAGCUGCAGGACACGGUCCGAAGCAGAGCUGAAGAAUCAAAUUGCACGUGCCUAUGAAGAUUAAUUCAAACAAAAGAAAAUA
Drosophila suzukii is the source of this 535-nucleotide messenger RNA. RefSeq lists its product as uncharacterized. The record is from RefSeq and is a predicted model, not a curated record. NCBI's taxonomy places the organism in Eukaryota, Metazoa, Arthropoda, Insecta, Diptera, Drosophilidae.